Messenger RNA from Pomacea canaliculata, 3909 nucleotides. Its product is annotated as ORM1-like protein 1. Gene Ontology annotation, cellular component: endoplasmic reticulum membrane. Gene Ontology annotation, biological process: intracellular sphingolipid homeostasis; ceramide metabolic process; negative regulation of ceramide biosynthetic process. The record is from RefSeq and is a predicted model, not a curated record. The transcript is spliced from 4 exons. Bases 176 to 637 code for a protein of 153 amino acids. NCBI's taxonomy places the organism in Eukaryota, Metazoa, Mollusca, Gastropoda, Architaenioglossa, Ampullariidae.
GGAAACGCAAACGAGGCUCUUUCUCUUUAUCAACAUCCGGUCGUUCAAGAGAUAGCAUUCAAAGGGAACGAGUGACUCAACAGUCCUGAUUCAGUCUGUCGUCAACUUUGGACGAUAGCGUCGAAAACCAGGUUUUUUUUGUAGCAUGAGAAGGUGACAAAAAAGAAAAAGCAGCAUGAAUGUUGGCGUAGCACAUAGUGAUUCCAAUCCAACACACUCCUACUUCAACAGCAAGGGAAUCUGGAUAACCUACCUUCUUCUUAUCUUCAUCUUCCACCUCCUCAUCCUGUCUGUGCCUUUUUUCAGUGUUGCUGUAGCAUGGACGCUUACAAAUGUUCUCCAUGAUGUGCUGAUGUUCAUAAUGCUACAUGUAACAAAAGGCACACCAUGGGAAACACCUGAUCAAGGAGAUUCUCGCACAGAAACUCAAUGGGAACAAAUUGACUAUGGAAAGCAGUUUACAGCUACUAAGAAAUUUCUCACUACAGUGCCCAUAGUUUUGUUCUUCUUGGCAAGUUUUUAUUCCAGAUAUGACAAGUACCACUUCAUUUUGAAUGCUAGUGUAUUAGCUCUAAAUAUUAUUCCUAAACUGCCACAGCUGCAUGGAGUCCGUAUUUUUGGGAUCAACAAAUACUAGUAUUUAGUGGACUACAAAUUUUCUUGAAGCCAUUCACAGUUGUCUUAAAAAAGAUGUACUUUUAAGGAGCUAGUAUUUCCAAUGAGCAACAGUGGAUUGGAGCAUCACACAAAGAAUAUCUACCGACAAAAAUUUGAUGUGAUCAAGUCUUCAUCAGAAGUCGCUUAGUAAAGGACAUGGCAGUUUGUUGGAAGGGUGGGUAGGGAUAGUAGUAGGACACUUCUUACAUUUUCAGCCAUUAAUUCAGUGAAGAUUAAGGGUGUUGGCUCUUCUUUUUAUGUUCAUGAUUCAUUUGUAAGAGUACACCACUUUUAUUUGUGUAAUUUUUCCAUUCACAGCAAGGCAGGUGUAAAAUUUACUUAAUUGCUAUGUUACUUUCAAUAAUUCAGUGACAUAAAUGCGUUAGUUAUCCUUAUUUUCAGACAUUUUAAGGGUAAGUAUUAGUUCUAUCAUGCAACAUCCAAUGUUUUCAAGGAUAGCCUUGUUUUUUUCUGGUUUUUUUUAUGCUUGCCUUUUGAUUCCGUUUGUAAUGCUUAUUUUGAGAAAGCACAUAUAUUUUUAAUGAUUACUAUUAUGGUGGUAGGGAUUAUUUGCUUGUUGGCAGUUUUCAAGUUUGUGGAAGCUUAAGUGGGGUCAUAUGCUAUUCUAAGGCAUGCUGAAAGAUAUUUCAAGCUGUUCUUUUGUAGAUGAUUGGGCGGUUAGCGCCUGUCACCAAUACAGUGAAGGUUGGCUGUCAUCUCGGACAUGCUGAUCUUUCUGCAUGUGGCAUCUGUUUACAGGGCUGGCUGCCUUGCCGUGAUAUGGCCUUAGCUGCUGGCUCGACUUAAAACACCAAUUCCUCCUAACCCCCACCCCCACCCCCUGAUGUAGAUGUUUUGAAAUCUGUGCAGGAGUUUUUUGUUUUUACUUUUGUUUUAUAUUAUAAGUUGGCAAGCUUAUUUUUCUGUUUUCAGUCUCCACUGUAUUGUCUCAGUUUUUUCCUUGUAAAAAGGAUGCAUUUAGGAUGUGAGAUGAUUUGACAACCUGGUUUUUCAGAACAUAUGAAUUAGUCUUUAGCAGAUCGCAAAAUAUAAACUCAUCAGUAAAGCAUGAUUUUUGUGUGUGUGCGCGUAAGAGAGAGGGAGAGAUGUGAAUAAGACUGUAAAGAACUGUAAAUAGGUUGCAAAAUAAGUUCAUCUUUCAAAGCAACUAUCAGUUUCAGGCAGGUGAACAGGCCUUAUGGGGAAAAAAAAGAUUUCUAGAAUUUCUAGCCAUUUAUAUAAAUAAAUAUGGUUGAAAGUUGUUGGUAACUGGGAAUAGUUCAGACCUCAUUGUAUUUGACUGUAAAUCUUUAGUAGUAGCAAUAUCGUUAACUCAUCAAGCCAGACCUGGAUUGUUAACUAUGUAGUCCUCACCACUGUUGCAUUAAUAUGGAGCAACCAGAGGUUGCAUGGUAACUAUAGUAGCAAUCUUUUUUGGGCCCAUGUGUUAUUCAAGUUUAAGCUAAACUACAGCACAAUAUCAUAUUGAAAUUUAAGACAGCUGUUGAACAUUCUUGUUAAAAUGAAAGUAUAAUGAAAUAGGAUUUUUUUGCCGGCCUUAAAUUUUCUAGUUUCUGAUUCCAAAACUGCCACUAAACAGGAACACAGAUUGAUUCAGUACCGUUCUUUUCUUCACAUUUAGAGGUAGGUCAUAGGUAAAGGUUCUCCCCUGACCUUUUCAGGCUGUAGGGGAGUGAGGUGUAGGAGAAUUCACUUUUCUCUGAUGCAGAUUUUUGUGAGAGUGGUGCCCAUCUUCUCUCCCUUGUUGCUUACCACCCCCACCCCUCUAAGGCGUCAGGUACCCACUCCUGCCAGCUGGGUCAAUUGGAGGGAAGUUUGCUUUGCUACACAAGUAUUGAACCAGUACACCUCUUAGUUCAGACGCGAACACUCUAACCACUUGGCUCUCUGCUUUGUGGUGAAAUAACGUAAAUCAUGGUUAAAUCUAUUUUUAAGAUAUGCUGGAAAAUUCUUUAAAACUCUUUGGCCAUUUAAAAUUGUUAUUAUAAUUAGCACGUCAGCUCCCCGCUGCAGUAUUUACUAGUUUGUGAUGCAGAGGUCUGAAAAAAGAUUUUAGGUAAGCAUGCACAGGGGUACAAAUCAUGAAGCAUUUUGGGAACGUGAAGGUCUGCAUUGAUUUUUUCUGGAACUUAGAAUUUGCAACUGAAGUCCCAUUGCCCACCCAUUUUUCACAGCUUCACAUUUUUCUGUUUUUACAAUUUUCCUGGGUUCUUUUCUGGGAGAGAGGAGGGGGGGGGGGUAAUAACUUUAACCUCAGGUUUCCCAUUAUGUCCAAUAAAUUCUGCGACACAUUUUUGGAACAUCAAAGUCACUUUUAGUUUUUGUUAUUCAUUUUUCUUAAUCACCAAUUUUAUAAUGCAGGAUGGGAUUCCUGGUGAAGAAGCUAGCUUUCUUAAAAAGGACAUUAACUGGUAGCUCUUUUUGUUUUUUUGGUCGUACAAAAUGCAGUAAUGUUUCAUGUGUGUUUUCAGAUUAUUCAUUGUACUGUUAACCUUAUAAAAUUGUUUUGUCUUAGCUUUGUUUAGGCAUUAGACAUAAAGAUAAUUCAUGUCUUCUGUAACAUCAACAGUUGUGAUCAUUAUAACAACAAAUGCUCUUCAAAUUGCAAAAGAAAACCAUCCUAAACUGUUGGUUCCUCUACCCUAGUUCAUUCCGUCUUGUUGCAUCCUUGAUGAUUUUCUUUUUCUCAGUGUGCUUGUUCACAUUGAUAAAGUAUCUGACAAAUCACUGUAUAUGUCAUUCUUGUAAUAUACAGUAGUGGAUGCAUCUGGAAUAUUACAUCAAUAAAUUUAUGGAAACAGUGUUGUCCUUGUACUUGGAAAAAAAAACAACUACUAAAGUGCUUGAAGAGCCUGUGAAAAUCAUGCUUUUAGAAUUGUGUUAAAUGAUGUUAAAAAUGAACACAAGGGAAAUAAUUAUGUCUACAUACAACAGUCUUUUUACCUUCACUAAAGUUUUCAGUUAAGUAGAUUGACUAGCAUCUGUUUGAUGUGCCAUAAAUAAUAUCUCUACCAUGAACUUGGAAAUGUGAUGAUCAACUGGAACAGUGUAUUCAAUCAACUGUAAUCAUUUGUUGCUAUGAUCAUGUCAUAAAUCAUUCAUUAUUAGGGUUUCAUUUAUUGAUGAGUGCAAAGAUGAAUACAGUUGAAAAAACUUUUUAAGUUCCUAGAUGUAAUCGUAUAUCAAACCUCAAUUUUCAAUGAACUUUGUAAAAAAAUGGGAAACUGAAAA